GGUUGUUUGGCUGAGAUCAGAAUUAUCACUGGGAAAUGGCCAAUCCACUCCGAGCAGAGGUAGUGCAACUGUACAAAACUUUGGUGUUUCUUGGACGGGAGUAUCCGAAAGGAGCCGACUAUUUCAGAGAUAGACUGAGGGCUGCGUUUGCCAAGAAUAAAGAUGUGCGAGACCCAGAGAAGAUCAAAGAGCUCAUCAGCCGAGGAGAAUUUGUGGUGAAAGAGCUCGAAGCGCUGUAUUACCUCCGGAAGUACAGAACUUUGAAGAAGCGAUAUUACGAAACGGAGUGAAUAAACUCUCAUGCUGCG
Molecule: messenger RNA, 308 nt
Organism: Rhinichthys klamathensis goyatoka
Lineage: Eukaryota; Metazoa; Chordata; Actinopteri; Cypriniformes; Leuciscidae
Gene: lyrm5b
Product: LYR motif containing 5b
Exons: 2
Coding region: 36-290 (84 amino acids)
Biological process (GO): respiratory electron transport chain
Cellular component (GO): mitochondrion
Source: RefSeq, a predicted model, not a curated record